Molecule: messenger RNA, 1203 nt
Organism: Anguilla anguilla (European eel)
Lineage: Eukaryota; Metazoa; Chordata; Actinopteri; Anguilliformes; Anguillidae
Gene: rcl1
Product: RNA terminal phosphate cyclase-like 1
Exons: 9
Coding region: 56-1174 (372 amino acids)
Biological process (GO): endonucleolytic cleavage of tricistronic rRNA transcript (SSU-rRNA, 5.8S rRNA, LSU-rRNA); ribosome biogenesis
Cellular component (GO): nucleolus
Molecular function (GO): RNA endonuclease activity
Source: RefSeq, a predicted model, not a curated record
CCUGUCUUUUUUAAAACAUGUGCAUGGAGUUGGAGGUGUAGCUUUAAACAACAACAUGGCGAAUAAGGGGUUGGUAUACGAAGGGUGCAAUUUUUUCAGACAGAGACUUGUUCUAUCUUUAUUAAGUGGGAAGAAGGUUGCAAUCCAGAAUAUACGAUCAAAAGAUGACAAUCCCGGACUCAGAGAUUUUGAAGCCAGCUUUAUCCGGCUCAUGGACAAAAUAACCAAUGGCACCAGAAUUGAAAUUAAUCAAACUGGCACAGUCCUGUCCUUUCAGCCGGGUCUGCUGUACGGUGGCUCUGUGGAGCACGAGUGCAACCCUCAGCGCUCUGUGGGGUACUAUCUGGAGGCCCUCCUAAUGCUCGCCCCGUUCAUGAAGGGUCCACUCCGAGCCGUCCUCAAAGGCGUCACCAAUGACCAGAUAGACCCAUCGGUUGAUGCAUUAAAGGCAAGCUCUGUCCCUUUGAUGAAAAAGUUUGGGCUUGACGGAGAAGGCCUCGAGCUAAAGAUAGUGAAGAGGGGGAUGCCUCCUGGAGGAGGAGGUGAAGUACAUUUCUCCUGUCCAGUGCGCAGAACCAUCCGACCUGUCCAAUUGACUGAUCCAGGCAAAAUCAAGCGCAUCCGGGGAACAGCGUAUUCUGUACGAGUUUCCCCCCAGAUGGCAAACAGAAUAGUGGACUCUGCUAGAAGCAUUUUGAACAAAUUCAUUCCAGACAUUUACAUCUACACGGACCACAUGAAGGGUGCCAACGCUGGGAAAUCCCCAGGCUUCGGCCUUACCCUGGUGGCAGAGACUACAAAUGGUGCCUUCCUCUGCGCGGAGCUCGUAUCGAGCCCCCAGGGGCAGGGUGACCCUGUGCUGCCGGAGGACCUGGGCAGGAACUGCGCUAAGCUGCUGCUGGGGGAAAUUUACCGGGGUGGCUGUGUGGAUUCAACCAAUCAGAGCCUGUCACUACUCUACAUGACGCUGGGACAGCAGGAUGUGUCCAAAGCUCUGCUUGGUCCGCUCUCUCCAUACACGAUAGAGUUUCUGCGGCACAUCCGGGACUUUUUUCAGAUCAUGUUCAAGAUGGAGACGCAGAAGCAUGCAGAGGACAGCCAAAAGGGAGGGGAUAAAGUCCUGAUGACCUGCGUUGGAGCUGGCUACACCAACAUCAGCAAAACUCUCAAAUAAACCUUGCAAAUUUUUAUACUGAAAUGGAA